This is a messenger RNA of Hyaloscypha bicolor E, 1254 nucleotides long. RefSeq lists its product as uncharacterized. Bases 1 to 1254 code for a protein of 417 amino acids. The record is from RefSeq and is a predicted model, not a curated record. The transcript is spliced from 3 exons. Lineage: Eukaryota; Fungi; Ascomycota; Leotiomycetes; Helotiales; Hyaloscyphaceae.
AUGUUGGGUUCUAGGCUCCAGAUCUUGGUUCUUUUGUGCGUACUGUCUAUUGCAAAUGCAACUGGACUUCAGAAGUAUCAUCGUGAAGAGCAAAUAUCGAAUAUUUUGAGGGCAAGAAAGGAUCCACCCAGCCCUCCGAUCAACUCAACCAUCACAACACUUGCACCUCAAUUCUUCACCGACCAAGGCUCCAAAAGGGUGAAGGUCACUUACGGACCAUUCGUCGUACCAUCGAUGGACAUCAACAAUGGCAUGCAAAACUUCGAGUUUGCAAGCGUCAAGUUUGGAUGCAAAAAUUGCACCGUCACCUACAUGGAGGCUGGACUUGAGUAUCCCAAUGGGACAUACGCAAAUGCCAAUACUAGCCUGUGGCUGCACCAUAUCGUCCUGUACAACUUGAACAAUUUGGACACCGUUUGUGGGACUGAGGAGUUUGGAGAACGUUUCUUUGCUUCUGGAAACGAGCGCUCUCCGGUCAACAUCUGUAUCAAUGGAACCGACAAGGCGGGCUACUAUGUUGGACCGAAUGACACAAUUGCAUUCCUGACGGAACUCAUGAAUACGGCCAUGAUGAACCAAACAGCCAUCGUUACCAUAACUUAUGAGUAUCUCCCUGGUCUGCCCAGUAACUUCCACAAAGUGACUCCAAUAUGGUUGGACAUCACUGGCUGCGGAGGCUCAGAGGCACCAGCAAAGAACGACACUGCAUUUCAAUACACUUCUCCUGUUUGGACAGCCAACGCAACUGGCCGAGUUACAUCCGCAAUCGGGCAUCUCCACGAUGGUGGAGUUCACCUCGACAUCACGAAAAACAACAGCACGAUGUGCGACUGCGCAGCAGCAUACGGCCAGAACCCAGGCUACGUGGAUCCAUCGGGUAUGAGCAUGCCAGGAAUGCCCAUGAUGAACAUGGGGAUGCACAUCUCCUCGCUCUCCGAAUGCUCCACUGGACAGAUCAACCUGGGCGAUAAUUUGACUGUGACGGCAUUCUAUAACACCACAGAAUACAUGCCCAUGACGAAUACCGAUGGCUCGCUGGCGCCGAUCAUGGGUAUUGCGCUGCUGUAUUUGGCGCAGAAUGAAACGUACACCAGCACCUCGACCAGUAAACCCUCCACAUCGAUACCCACGGGAUCAGGAUCUGGAUCAGGAGUCUCGAGUUCCAGCUCUCAUGCCGCUGCUGCGAUGAUCACCAGUGGCCCCGUUUUGGUAGCGGGCGCAAUGGGUGCCAUGGUGGCGUUUGGCUUCGCCUGA